GUUGAGUGGAAGCUGUAUGUUUGUUUUAAUCUUUUUAACCUUUGGGGACUUGAUUUGAGUCGUCGUUAACGGGGUCAUUUAGGAAACAUGGGAUCUUCCGGCCUACGUUGCUGGGUAUGGUGAAGAAGAACCAGGGCGAAACGGUUCGGAAGUCUACUUCUGAUGCCUUUGCUACUGCGCUUGCUGGUCAAGAUGCUGGGUUUCCCAAAACAGCCUUGGAGAAUCUGGUGAAACCGCUUCGUGGUGUGGGUGUUGCUACCGCGUCGCUGCUUUUGUCUGUUGGGACGAGCUGUGGGCCUGGGCGUGAGGAGCCGUUUUACAGCGACGACUCGUAUCUCUGGGUGUGUAUGAGGGAGUUCCCGCGUCCGAGGACCCAGCUCGGUCAGGACAGUGAGGAGUGCGAGAAGCGGGAGGUGAGGAAGAGGGCGGCCAAGUUCAGGCGGCCGAAUGGGGAGCUCAAUGUUAAAUAUGACCUUGCGGAGUAUAAGAUGUUGUGGACUGCUGUGACUGACUUGCGGACCCGGCUGAAUGGAUCUGGAGCUGGGGAGGAGGCUGUUUCUUGUGCGGAUGUCGAGAAGGUGGCUUAUGUCCUAAGGUAUAUUGACGUCUCCGGGUAUCUGGAGGAACAUGAGCUGGAAAAUCAGGGAUUGAUUCCGGCGGAUGAGGACGUGCGUGAGGCUAAGGCGAAUCCUAACAUCAAGAGGAAGCGCUAUGAGGGGGAGAAAGUGAAGGGGGAGUGGGAUGUUAAGAAGAAGAAGACUUGAUUUGUCUCGUAACUGUUCACAGUGAUAUCCAAUUGUACUU
This is a messenger RNA of Aspergillus alliaceus, 804 nucleotides long. RefSeq lists its product as uncharacterized. Bases 117 to 764 code for a protein of 215 amino acids. NCBI's taxonomy places the organism in Eukaryota, Fungi, Ascomycota, Eurotiomycetes, Eurotiales, Aspergillaceae. The record is from RefSeq and is a predicted model, not a curated record. The transcript has a single exon.